AUGCCUCCCAGGAUACCGACACGCUUCACGGCGCAGUGCUGUCGCGCGGCCCUCGAGACCCCAAAGUCGCAGUCGCAAUCCCUCAUUGGCGCCUUCGCCGCCCUCUCGGUGCAGCAGACCCGUCACGCCUCCAUCCUCGCCGAUCUCAGGGACAACCGCGGCGCAUACCAGAAGCGCGUCCGUGUCGGUCGAGGUCCCUCGUCGGGCAAGGGCAAGACGUCCGGAAGAGGUCACAAGGGUCAGAAGCAGCAUGGCAAGGUCAAUCCGUGGUUCCAGGGUGGUCAGACGCCCUUGAUCUACUCUAGAGGUCGCAUGGGUUUUGAGAACCUUCGCGCCCCCGUCAUGUCAGAAGUCAACCUCGACAAGCUUCAAGAAUGGAUAGACCAGGGCCGAAUCGACCCCACGAAACAGAUCACGCCAAAGGAGAUUAUCCAGUCAAAUCUAGUCGGUAGCAUCAAGGACGGCGUCAAGAUCCUCGCCCGCGGCGCAACCACCCUGAAGCAGCCCAUCGACGUCAUGGUGUCGCGCGUCUCGGCCGCCGCCAUCGAGGCCAUUGAAAAGGCCGGCGGCAAGGUCGUGACCCGCUACUACACAAGGCAGUCCAUCAAGAGGCUGGUCGAGGGCAAGAGCGUCAACACGGAUCUGCCCCUGCCCGUGGGCUCCGAGAACGUCGGCCCCGUGCUGGAGCAGGUGCGGCAAAAGGGCUUCUUCUACCGCCUGCCCGACCCGACGAGCCGUUGGGACGUUGAGUACUACCGAGACCCGGCGCACCGGGGUUACCUGAGCCACCUGCUCAAGCCCGGCGAGUCGCCCUCGCUCUUCUUCAGAGUGCCGCCGAGCAAGCUCGUCAAGGCCAAGAAGCAGAAGACGGAGAAGAAGGAAGACACCAAGCUCUGGUAG
This is a messenger RNA of Pestalotiopsis fici W106-1, 900 nucleotides long. RefSeq lists its product as uncharacterized. Bases 1 to 900 code for a protein of 299 amino acids. Lineage: Eukaryota; Fungi; Ascomycota; Sordariomycetes; Amphisphaeriales; Sporocadaceae. Gene Ontology annotation, cellular component: mitochondrial large ribosomal subunit. The transcript has 2 exons. The record is from RefSeq and is a predicted model, not a curated record. Gene Ontology annotation, biological process: translation. Gene Ontology annotation, molecular function: structural constituent of ribosome.